AUGGGCCGGUCUUCGGUCCAAAGCAUAAUGCAACGAAGAGUGGAGAAGCUGGCUUACCGAAAAAAGGCGCGUCAGAUGCCUGCACCAAAACGGCGCAGACGACCAGACCGGCAGGCCAGUGGCUACGACGUCUCAAGUCAGGCGGCAGGGCCGGCCAGCCGGACUAGUCGAGGAGGCCGUAGGGCUGAGUCACCGCAACGCGGCUGUGCCAGGCAGGGAGCGUGCACGAGGACGGACCCAUUCAACGUUUCCAUCCCUCCUCCACCUCACGUGGAGACGCCAGGCGCAAACCUUGCUGGUUCUCGUCUCAGCCCUCCUUAUUCCCGGUCCGAGGGUUAUUCCAGUCUCAUAAUCGGGCCCCGGCGUGCUUGGCCUAACGACGCAAUCGUGCCGAAAUCACAAAAAUACCGACUGCUACUGGGUCCGAAGCAGCCUUCGCUACACAUCCUCCUUAGCUUAAUUUGGCAAUGGGACUUCGAUGAGUCCGUCGCGAGACGGUCCGAUCGAAAUGGGAAGACUCGUCUCCCCACUGGGCUCAUAGGCUGGGCUGCUCGUACUCGCUUGCUCACCGACACGGCCAUCACUGUUGGGUAG
Messenger RNA from Protopolystoma xenopodis, 594 nucleotides. Lineage: Eukaryota; Metazoa; Platyhelminthes; Monogenea; Polystomatidea; Polystomatidae. The record is from the annotation of a GenBank genome assembly.